CUCUUCCAGGAAACUUAAGACUUUAAGUGGCAGUCACGUCCUCCUCAGUGUGUUGUGUUGUCUGAGUGCGUGCUGAGGUCAAAAUCGACUGCUGUCAAACAUUGGAAGCAUUAAAAUGACUCUGUGUUUUAUGGAGUUUGGAUCAUGAGCCAGCAGAAGGGAUUCCCCCAAACUAUUUCCGCUUAUCCCCCGGCACAGAAUGACUUGCUGUGAUUGACGAUCGCACCAUGGAGAUCCGAGAGAGGUUUUCUUCGUGUUGGCAGAGUUUUUUGGGAUGUUUUAAAAAGCCGGAGGACUCUAGAGGUGAGACCAGGCGUGGGGUGAAAGCUGACACUGUUAUUGCGAAUCCCGUUGCCCUCAAAAAGUCAGAGCCGGACUUUAAUCCAAACAGAAUUUUACCGCGGCCCCCAGCGGAGAAACCAGGGGUCUAUUACGUCGCCAAGUAUGACUACUCCGCUAGGACUGAGGAGGACCUGAGCUUUAACAGUGGGGAUACUUUAGAGGCUCUGGAUAAAAGUAGUGGUGAAUGGUGGUUUGCGAAAGCCCUCACCGGGGUCUCGGCCAAUCAAAAGGGAUACAUCCCGGCUAACUAUGUGGCCCCUGUGGAGAGUAUUGAUGCUGAACCAUGGUAUUUUCCCAAAACCAAGAGGCUGGAUGCAGAGAAGAUGCUGUUGGCAGAAGGGAACCAGCACGGCGCCUUCCUCAUCAGAAACUGUGAAAGUCAGGAAGGGGAGCUCUCCCUCUCAGUGCUGGACAGUGGGAGGGUGAAGCAUUACAAGCUGAAAAGACUGGAGAAUGGUGACUACUUUGUGUCGAGGACCAGAGCUUUUCAUACACUUGUGGAGUUGGUGGAACAUUACUCCGAACAGGCAGAUGGCCUCUGUGUGCGUCUGGGUGAACCAUGCAAAAAGAUGGAGGCUCCACAGACUCAUGGUCUCUCCUACAACACUGUGGACCAAUGGGAGAUUGACCGCAGCUCCAUCAGGUUGAUAAGGAAGCUUGGAGCAGGACAGUUUGGAGAAGUGUUCGAGGGCCUGUGGAAUGAUACCACAGCAGUGGCAGUGAAGACCCUCAAACCUGGUACCAUGGAUGCCGAGGACUUCCUGAGAGAGGCUCAGAUCAUGAAGAGGCUGCGGCACGCCAAGCUGAUCCAGCUGUACGCUGUGUGCACCAUGGAGGAGCCCAUCUACAUCAUCACAGAGCUGAUGAAUGGCAGCCUGCUUGAGUUCCUCAAUAAGGAUAAGGGCGCCACGCUGCGCGUCCCUGACCAGAUUGAAAUGGCUGCCCAGGUGGCGUCAGGCAUGGCUUUCCUGGAGUUACAGAACUACAUCCACAGAGAUCUGGCAGCCAGGAACGUGCUGGUGGGCGAGAACAACAUCUGCAAGGUGGCUGACUUCGGCCUUGCCAGGGUCUUCAUGAAAGAGAAUGAAAAUGUGUACGAAGCCAAAGAAGGAACUAAAUUCCCUGUGAAGUGGACUGCUCCUGAGGCCAUCCAUGACAACAAGUUCAGCAUCAAAUCAGAUGUUUGGUCCUUUGGAAUUUUGCUGUAUGAGAUCAUGACGUUCGGACAGAUGCCUUACCCAGGCAUGACCAAUUACCAGGUGGUCCAGAGGGUUCCACAGGGCUACAGGAUGUCGAGCCCUGCCAACUGCCCCAAAGUCAUGUAUGACAUCAUGAUGGACUGCUGGAAGGAGAACGAACAGGAACGGCCCACAUUCGAGACCCUGCAGUGGAAGCUGGAGGACUUCUUUGACUUGGACGUAACGUCCUACGACGACGCCGGCCGUUACUAGCACACGGUCCUGGCUGAGACGUGGAAAGAAAGAGACACAAAAAACAUUGUUUCUGCACUGACGCUAAAUCAAAAUCCCCUGAACCCAAAUAUCAACAUACAUUGAUGUUUUUAUGAAGUAACAGAUUGAAAUGUAAUUUAAAAUUCCACUCAUUGCGGUCAAAUGAAGGAUCUAAAAUGAUCUCCAUGACUGUAUCUGACUGGCAGUGAGGAAGCUUUUACUACUGCAACAGUUGCGACGCUCCCGGUCUCACUUGGUUUGACAACUGAAUGCACUUUGAGACAGGCUUUAUGUGGGCCUAGCUUUACUCUUACAGCGGACUUGACUGGAAGAGGCCUCUUUCAGCAGAGACAGAAAGCUCCUAUCCGUCCAUCUCGACAAACUGGUUCUUCUUUCACUCAGCAUAGCACACAUUCUUUCCAUUACCGGAAGGUACCUGAGAGGAUUUACGAGCCGUGCUCACUCACAGGCUCAGUAUGUUUGGCUUUGUGUCUCGUGAGGCAGAACGAAUGGCAGGUGCCGUCAUUUCCACUCAUUCCUGAUUGCAUAUGUAGCCAGUGAAAUAUUUAACAUUAUUAAAGGGAGGGGGGCUAUUCUUAUUAACAGACUACUUACAUAAAAACUAUUUCUCAGUAGAGUUAAGUCCACGCCCUCCGUUACAUAAUCAAAUAGUUUCACUUUAGGUUUUAACCUUUGUGCCACUGUAGUAACUGCUGGCUGAACACAAAAGGACAGCACUGUCAUGUUCUAAUGACCUAAUUUGUGCUUGAAAAAAGUAUUCAUGCACAUAACUAACUGUAACUGAAUAAGAAAUAUGUAAUAAAUUAUGGCAGAUACUAUUUUCACCCAGCUGUCUGUAGCCAACAAUGAUAUUUGGACCCGGAGUGGAAUAGCCACUGAGGCUAUUUACACCCGGGUGUAUAUUCCUGGCCAUCCUAGCAAAGUGAAGAUAUGAUGUUAACAUAAACAGGUCUAUUCAUCUAUUCUGGUACAGUUUAUGUACACAGUGUGCAUUCAGCAGCUUUAUGGAUCCUUAAAACUGAAAAUAAUAAGUCGACUAAUUCUAAAAAUAAUGUGGACUCUGCUGACCCUCUGUGGACUGUGUCGCUCUUCAUACUACAUCACCUGACUUUCUGGCAGUACAUUUGUGUGUUUGUUUGUUUGUUUUUAAUUUACAACUUAAAUCUCAGAGAAGAUCUGAGAUUGGCUAGUAGUAGCCCUGACUAUGACCUACACGCGUCAACAUGAUGAGUACUAGCCAAUCAUCCAUAAUAACGCAUCACAGAAAGGGGUGUAAAUAGCCAAAUUGCUGCAUUGCUACCAUUCUCAUUAUGUGCAAAUAGACACUCCGUUAAAGCAUAUUAACAUUUUAAAAUAUAUUUAAAGCUGCAUUCAUCGAUCCUUUUAUUUCUUUGCCACUUGUGAGGAGGGCAUUAUCAUCUUGAAGAUAGUUUGGAGAAGGCAUUGGAAAACAGUUGCUUAUUUAAACAUUCAGCGGACACAGAGCAACAUUAGCAUUAAUUUGAUAUAUGUAUGGCCUCUCUGUAACCCAAGUUUGAUAUUCACUCUCUUUUAGCUCUCCACCAACCCCUGAGAAAAAUCAGUCUCCUAACUGGUAAAUGAUCCACUAUGUUCACCAGCAAGUUACUGUCUUUUUUGUUUUGAGCUGCCCUGGAUUCAGAUGCCAUCAGCCCAUUUUCUUUGGGUCUUAGUCUCAUAGAUAUGGGUUAGAAGGGGCCUGCCACACCUACUACUAUGUUCAAAAGCUAUUAUCAGGCCAUUAAAUGGCCGUGUGCACAUCCAGCGUUAUGAAACAGUCACUGUUAUCAGGCCAUUUGAUGGCCGUUUGCAUAUCUGAUGCUGUGAAAUGGACGCAGUUUCACCUUCCUUAGCUUUAGGGCAGGGGUGGGCUACCUGAGGCUCUGGAGCCGCAUGUGGCUCUUUAGCCCCUCGCAAGUGGCUCCCUGUGGACUUGACAAAAAAUUAUAUGGAAAUUUAUAACUUUUUUUUUUUUACCAUUUUAAUUUUCAAAUACUAUGGCUUGGCACCUUUUCCUAUACAUUUUGCUGAACCUAAACAGCAGUUUUCCCAGUUAAACUAACUGUGGAUUCCAAAUCCAAAAAAUAAAAAGAAAAAAAUCGAAAGUUUAAUAGUGUGUGGACAGAUUUGCUUGCUUUCACCGCUAAUGCUGCAAAGUUAAAGUACCAAAAAUUAUAAAUGGACCACCUUGUAGUAAAAAAUAUCAGUGAAUACUCUUUAGAUCUGUUAGUAAUAUUUAUAGGCUAAUAAAGACUUCAUAGGCUGUGUUACUUACAUUAUAAGGCUCAAAUAUAUUUUGCAGCUUCAGACAGAUUUUUUAAUUUUAUUUUUUUCCCCAAAAAUGGCUCCUUUGAUUGUAAAGGUUGUCGAAUCCUGACUUAGGGGCAAAACAUACUUGUUUAAGCGUAGGAAAACAUAUGGUACAUCAGUUAAAAAAAAAAAAAAUCUGAUUUGAAAAAAAAAGUCAGUGUUUACUUUUUGUUUUACAUGGGACACAAACCCCGCUCGCUUGGUUGAAAGUCCUGUAUUUGUUUGACACCCAAUGCAGACUUUCUUGCUCUUUAUAACAUGGAUGGAUAAAGAGAACUGGAUACAGCGUUGGAGGCAGGACUCCGUAUAUUCCUAUGAAAGUUUCUCAGUGGUGCUUGAAGCCAAAAAAGUUCAAUUGCCACAAAUAAAAUUACCUAGAUGUUCGGCAAUACUUCUGUACUGUGUGGCACAUAGAGCAGGCACACUAGAGUGUUCCACCAGCUGAGCUGGCUACUUUAAAUUUAGCGCUCUGCUAGCUUAAUGGGGAUGAAAACAUUUAAGUGUGCAACUCUUCCAGACUUUCAAAUGCUAUCAGACCAAAUGGCUCAAAUUCUGGUACUGAAAUGAAUCAUUUUGCAUUGAUUGUGUUACUCAAACAAAUGUAUUCACUAAUUAACAGAUGUCUUUUUCACAAUGUAAGUCUAUGGGAAUAAGUCUUUGAGAAUAAGUCUAAGUCCACAGGGCAUCACGUGACACGUGUAACUCCAAUGUAUGCCCAAUACAAAAAUGGGCUUCAAAGCCUGGUGCACUUCCUGUGGCCCUGCUUUAUACUACAUCACCUGACACCCUCCUUUGCUCCUGUCAUAGUUAUUACGGUCACACGAGGUAACCACCAAACAAUAAAUGGCCCGUUUAAAGGCCUUCUGAACCUUAGAGUAGGUAUAGCAGGCCAUGACGAACCCAUAUCUAUGACACUUUUAACCACAGAUAACAGCCACUUAAUGGCCUGAUGACAGCCAAAUCAGCUGUGAGCAGGUAGCUUUUUUUGGCUGAAAAUAGCUGCCUGUUGCAUCUGAAAAUGUCGCUCAUGAGAGCUACGAGUGAAUCUUUAAUGCAGUUUUGAUUUUGGAUGGAGAUUUUUUUUUUGUGGUUUUAUCUGUGACAUCCCAUAAAUGUGUGUUAAAGU
Molecule: messenger RNA, 5268 nt
Organism: Epinephelus moara (kelp grouper)
Lineage: Eukaryota; Metazoa; Chordata; Actinopteri; Perciformes; Serranidae
Gene: frk
Product: fyn-related Src family tyrosine kinase
Exons: 8
Coding region: 228-1793 (521 amino acids)
Biological process (GO): cell differentiation; cell surface receptor protein tyrosine kinase signaling pathway; innate immune response
Cellular component (GO): extrinsic component of cytoplasmic side of plasma membrane
Molecular function (GO): signaling receptor binding; ATP binding; non-membrane spanning protein tyrosine kinase activity
Source: RefSeq, a predicted model, not a curated record